CCCAGGCACGCGUUUUUUUCCCCACAGCACCGGAACUGUGAUGUCCAGGACGGAGUACUGUACCUCCCGCCCCUGGUGUUUAUGUAUAUAUUUAUUUAUUUAUCGCCCGAAUACCCAACGCAAUGAGUCGCUGGAUUCCUACGAAAAAGGAGAAAUACGGUGUUGCCAUCUAUAACUAUGAAGCGCUGGGCGAGCAGGAGCUCAGUCUGCGGGUGGGGGACACCGUGCACAUACUGGAGAUGUUUGAAGGAUGGUACAGAGGACACACACUGCGGCAGAAAUCCCAGAAGGGCAUUUUCCCAGCUUCAUACAUUCAUCUGAAAGAGGCCAAGGUUGAGGGCAGCGGCGCUGAGGAGACGGUCAUCCCCACUGACCUGCCCCUGGUUCAGGAGCUGGCAGCUACGCUGCGAGAGUGGGCACAGAUAUGGCACAAGCUAUACGUGAACAACAAGAGCAUGCUGUUCCGGAGCGUGCAGCAAAUGGCCUACAGCCUGAUGGAGUACCGCUCGCAGAUCGUCUCCGGGACCCUGCCCAAGGACGAUCUGGUGGAGCUCAAGAAGAAGGUCACCGCUAAGAUCGACUACGGCAACCGGAUCCUGGGUUUGGAUCUAGUGGUUCGGGACGAGUCCGGAAACACCCUGGACCCCGACUGCACCAGCACCGUGAGCCUGUUCCGGGCCCACGAGUCGGCCUCGGCGAGCAUCAACGAGCGCAUCCAGGAGGAAAAGAGUCGUCUGCAGAACCUGGAGAUGCGGCGUCAGACUCUCUUCAGCACGGUACACACCUACAGCCUCUUGAUUAACCUCAAGAACUUUGUCUGCAACAUCGGCGAGGAUGCAGAGUUGCUCAUGUCAAUCUACGACCCUGACCAAUCAGAGGUCAUCAGUGAGAACUUCCUGGUGCGCUGGGAUAGCACAGGCAUGCCCAAAGAGAUUGAGAAACUCAACAACCUGCCAGCUCUCUUCACUGACCUGAGCAGCAGUGACCUGAUCCGUCCGCGUCUAUUCCUGGUGUGCCAGAUCAUCAGGGUGGGCUCCAUGGAGCUCAAAGAGGGCAGGAAGCACACGGGAGGGCUGAGGAGACCCUUUGGGGUGGCAGUGAUGGACAUCACGGAUAUCGCUCACGGGAAAGCUGAUGAUGAGGACAAACAGCACUUUAUCCCCUUCCAGCAAAUUGCCAUGGAAACUUACAUCCGCCAGAGGCAGCUGAUCAUGUCUCCUUUGAUUCCAUCGAAAAUUAUCGGGGAGAACGAGCCCCUCACGGCCAUCUUCAACAAGGUCAUCGCUAACCGUGAGGUCAACCAUAAAGGCCAAGGGUUGUUUGUGACUCUGAAGCUGUUGCCGGGAGACCUGGCGCAGGUGCAGAAGGACUAUUCUCACUUUCUGGACCGCUCGACGGCCAUCGUCAGGAAGAUGGGCUUUCCAGAGAUCAUACUCCCAGGGUACGUGAGGAAUGACAUCUACGUGACGCUGCUUCAGGGGGAGUUUGACCGGGGCAAAAAAAAGACGCCCAAGAACGUGGAAGUGCUACUGAGUGUCCAUGAUGAAAAUGGAACCCCAGUAGAGAAAGCCUUAUUCCCUGGAGCUGGAUAUGAUGGCAUCACCGAGUACAAAUCCGUCAUCUACUACCAGGUCAAGCAGCCCUGCUGGAACGAGACAGUCAAGGUAGCGAUUCCCAUUGAGGAUGUGUGCCAAUGUCACCUGAGGUUUAUGUUCAGGCACCGUUCGUCUCAGGACUCCCGGGACAAGUCUGAGAAGCCAUUCGGCAUGGCGUACAUGAAGCUGAUGAGGACCGACGGCACCACCCUACGGGACGGCAGACACGACCUCAUCGUCUACAAGGUGGAGAAGAAGGUGGAGGAGGCCAGCACCUACCUGACGCUGCCCGGGUCCUGGGGGGAGGUGGAGGAGCGAGAGCGUCAGACGGGGAAGUCCUUCCACCCCUCCGGCGCCAUCCCCGUCACCAAGGACAGCUUCCAGAUCGCCUCCCUCACCUGCUCCACCAAGCUCACCCAGAACGUGGAUCUGUUGGGGUUGUUGAACUGGAGGUCUAACCCCGAGGAGCUGGAGCAGAACCUUCAGAGGCUCAUGGAGGUGGAAGGGGCAGAGAUUGUCAAGUUCCUGCAGGACACCCUGGAUGCCGUCUUCAACAUUAUGAUGGACAUGUGUCAGAAGGACACCUACGACACGCUGGUGUUCAACGCUCUGGUGUUCAUCAUCUCUUUGAUCGGAGACAUCAAGUUUCAGCACUUCAACCCUGUUCUGGAGACCUACAUCAACAAGCACUUCAGCGCCACCCUGGCCUAUGUGAAGCUGACCAAAGUGCUGAAUCAUUACGUGGCGAAUGCGGAGGACCAAAAGCUGACAGAGAGGCUGUAUGCGGCGCUCAAGGCCUUUAAGUACCUCUUCAGGUUCAUCGUCCAGUCACGCGUCCUCCACCUCAGGUUUGAUGGCAACAGAGAGGACGGCGAUGCUUUCUUCAACUCCAUCCGAACGCUCUUCCUGUCCAUCAACGCCCUGAUGGACAGACCCCUGGACGAGGGAGUGAAGAUAAAGGGUGCGAUCCUGAAGUACCUCCCCACUAUCAUCAAUGACCUGCAGACCGUCUUUGAUCCGGUUGAACUCAGUGUCCACCUGACCAAGUUCAUCGAGAGCAUCCCUGACUCUUACAUGGUGCGACAGAAGAUUGGCUGCAUGUGCAAGAUAGUGGAGAGUGACCUCUUCAAGCAGCCCGAUUGCAGAGAUGUCCUCCUGCCUCUGCUGACGGACCAGUUGAGUGGGCAGCUUGAUGAUCACUCCAGUAAGCCGGACUACGAUGCCUGUGUGCAGCUCCUCAGCACCAUGCUGGACAUGCUCGACCGCAAGGACGUGGGCCCGACGGGGGAACACAUCCGGAUCAUCAUGGAGCGACUUUUACGCAGAGUCAACCGAACUGUCAUAAACAUGAAUGAGAGCUCUCCACUCAUUGGUCACUACCUGGCCUGUAUGACUGCCAUCCUGAAGCAGAUGGACGACUUGCACUACGCCCACUACAUCAACACCUUUAAGACCCUGCAGGACCUCAUCGACUUCCUGAUGGAGACCUUCAUCAUGUUUAAGGACCUGAUGGGGAAGGUGUUUCCGUCAGACUGGAUGCUGAUGAACCUGCUGCAGAUGCAGGUGUUCCUCCGGGCCACCGACCUGUACUCCGACGUGCUCAACGCUCGCUUCCUCGACCCCGCUCACUUCCACCAGCAGCUCUGGGAUAACUACUUUCAUCUGACGGUGGCCUUUCUGACCCAUAAGUCUCUUCAGCUGGAGACCUUCUCUCUGGAGAAGCGUACCAAAAUCUUCAACAGAUAUGGCGACAUGAGGAAGAACCUUGGUUUCAAGAUGAGAGACAUGUGGUACAACCUGGGCCCCCAUAAGAUGAAGUUCAUCCCGUCCAUGGUGGGGCCCAUCCUGGAGGUGACCCUCAUCCCCGAGCCCGAGCUGCGCAAGGAGUCCAUCCCCAUCUUCUUCGACAUGAUGCAGUGCGAGUACAACUUCAGCCCCAGCCGCACAUUCCAAUCUUUUGAGCAUGAGCUCAUCACUAAACUGGACCAUGCUGUGGAAGGGGGGCGUGGUGAUGAGCAGUAUAAGGUCCUCCUGGAGAAAACGUUGCUGGAGCACUGCAGACGCCACCGGUACCUGGCGCAGCCUGGAGAGGAGUUGGCCCUGCUGCUCAGUAGCCUGCUGGAGAACCUGCUGGCCUACCGCACCAUCACACACGACGAGAGUCCAGAACUACGCAUGGGCUGCACCGUCAACGUGCUGAACUUCUACAAGGAGAAGAAAAGAGAAGACAUCUAUAUCCGGUACCUGUAUAAGCUGCGGGAUCUCCAACUGGACUGUGAAAACUACACAGAGGCUGCGUACACACUCUUACUGCAUGCAGAACACUUGGAGUGGUGUGACCGGCCCUGCGCCCCCCACCUGAUCCCAAGAGCGGGCUCCCAUGAGUGGACCCAACAGGAGCUGAAGGAGCGCCUCUUCCAUGAGAUCAUGUGCUACCUUGACAAGGGCAAAAUGUGGGAGAAGGCCAUUGAGAUGGGCAAGCAGCUGGGCAAGAUGCACGAGAACCAGAUGUUUGACUUCAUGGAGCUGAGCCAACUCCUCAAACAGCAAGCUCAGUACUAUGAGAACAUCAUGCACGCCAUGCGUCCCCAGCCGGAGUACUUUGCUGUGGGCUACUACGGCCUUGGGUUCCCCAGAUUCCUCAGAAAUAAGAUGUUCAUCUACCGGGGGAAGGAGUAUGAGUGGUUAGAGGACUUUAGCCUGAAGCUGCUGUCUCAAUUCCCCAACGCAGCCAGGAUGACCAGCACAUCGCGCGCUGGUGACGACCUCUGCAAUUCACCGGGCCAGCACAUCCAGUGUUUCACCGUCAAGCCGGUGCUCACCCUGCCCCAGCAGUUCAAGGACAAGGGAGUUCCCGAACAAAUCCUCAAUUACUACCGGACCAAUGAGGUGGAUAAGUUCCAGUACUCCAGGCCAUUCAGGAAAGGCGAGAAGGACCCAGACAACGAGUUUGCUACCAUGUGGAUUGAGAGAACCACGUACAUCACGGCCUACAAGUUCCCCGGGAUUCUGAAGUGGUUCGAAGUGAAGUCCAUCUCUGUGGAGGAGAUCAGUCCCCUGGAGAACGCCAUAGACACGAUGGAGCUGGCCAAUGAGAAGCUGAGUAACCUGGUGCAGCAGCAGACGUGUGACCGCACACUGGCCGUCCACCCGCUCUCCAUGAUGCUCAACGGCAUCGUUGACCCCGCCGUGCAGGGUGGCUUCGCCAACUACGAGAAGGCUUUUUUCACAGAGAAGUACAUGCAGGAGCACCCAGAACAUCGGGAGCGCAUCGACGUACUCAAGCACCUCAUUGCUCUGCAGAUUCCUCUGCUGGACGACGGGAUCCGUAUCCAUGGCGAGAAGGCCACAGAGCAGCUGAAGCCGCUACACAACCGCAUCGUCAGCUGUUUCCAGGACCUCCGCACGAAGGUGGAGAAACUCUAUGGGGUCAUCACUCUGCCCUGCUCUCUGACCCAGGGGAAGAAAAGUCGUGUGGGCUCGGUGGUGAUGCCAUACAUCAUGUCCUCCACGCUUCGCCGCAUGUCUACCAUUUCCACCCUAAGCUCCACCUCCUCCGGCCUCUCCAGUGGCUCCGCCUCCUCAGAAGGACAGCCCUCACGCCCCCCCUCCCAGGACUGCAUGCUGUCUGAGCGUCGGGCAUCGGCUCUGCCUCGUGUUGAAGACGACUCGCGCAUCGGCAGGAAGAACAGGAAGGAAUGGAACGUCAGCAAAUCACAGGUGCUGCUGGAGCGGAACGACGCAGACCAGACUCUUCCAGAGAGGCAGCAGAGGCCAAAGAGUCUGCAGCUGGGGGAUCGCAAGCUCACACUGUCACUGUUCCAGGGAGACUCCGCACAGCAGAACAUUCUGCAACUCCCCUCGUCUCCAUACACACCGCGCAGCUCCAGCUAUACCUGGCUGCCAGAGGAUGGCACUGUUUCUGCACCCAGUCCAAGCACACCACCCCCCAUGCCCCCCAAGAAGCACCCGCACGAGUCAGACUUUCCCCUCAACACUGCAGAGUUUACUCCUCCAUUACCGACGAAGGUUGACGGCAAACCCCCUCCUCCUCCUCCCAAAACCCGCAAGUCCAUGUUCCCCUCUUAUGAGCACAGCCUCUAGUGAUCUCCCUCUUACUGCCCCCUACUGCCCUGGAGACCUCAUUACACCUGUCCUGCACCUGAUCCUGGGCGUUCAGUUCUUCCAGCCUCCCCACACCACUCACUGGGCCUCUGCAGCCUCUGCCCCCAACACUGGGGCACUUAAGACCAUUCUGCCCCAACACUGGGGCACUAUGGACCAUUCUGUUUCCACACCAGGGCAGUUUGGACACAGAAACAGCUAAUGCCUUACUGAGCUCUAGGGGUGGUCUCUGUGUGUGUGUGUGUGUGUGUGUGUGUGUGUGAGUGAGAGACAGAUAUAGAGACAGAAACAGCUAAUGCCUUACUGAGCUCUAGGGGAGCUUAUUAGAAUUAUUCAGGAGAUUUUUUACCUUGAUAAUUUGAUUUUGUAAUCAGAAUUGGUUUUGUAUAUGUUCUUGUACUACUGUGUGUGUGUGUGUAUGUGUGUCUGUGUUGCUUCUCCACUGGACACCUGCUACUUUUUAGGCUUUUUAAGGGAAAAUGUACUUGAAAUGGGGACGAUGGCCAUGCAGCAUUUUGAUGAACUUUUGAUUCCAGUGAAGUUCCUGUGGCACUUUAGCUCCGCGUGGGCUCUACCGAGAAGCCUUCCUCUCCACACACACACACUCCUCCCAGGACUCCACACACACACACACACACUCCUCAGAGGACUACUCACAGACACAUUCACUCAAUGCUCCAAGGAUUCCACACAAACACACUCAGAGGAUUCCGCACACACACUCCUCUGAGGAUUACACACACACACACACACACACACACACACACACACAUACAUACAUACACUCAUCUAAGGACUACACACUCACUCCUAAGAACUUAAAAAACACACUCGCCUCUGGGGUCUACACACAUUGACACACUCCUCCGAGUACUCGUCACACACACAGCAUCAGAACACACUAAGCCAGCAUCACACACACACACACACACUCUCUGCACAGUGGGAUGUGGUGUGUUAAGUGCCUGUGGGUCUCCCUCCUUCUGCGUCUGACUGAAAUCAGCACUGGAAUCUCUCUCUGGCCACGUAGCUUCUCCAUGCAGCGUUUGAGCAACAAACAGACCAAGCUAUGCGCUUUGCAACAGAUGUUUAUAUUUUUUCACAGUGUGCAUUUUAGGUACUCUCCUGCUGCCCAGCACUUCAUUGGCUAGCUUCACCUAACGCUGAAGCUCCUGAGUCAUUCCUCAUUGGCUAGGUUCACUUAACGCCUCAGUCAUUCCUUAUGAACUGUAUUCUUACUUUGUCCUUCCAUUUCCAAGCAGGUUCCAAUGGCACAAAGCAUGAUUUCAGGAUAGUGGGGAUGAAAAUGCAGUUUGAGUAUUUUACACCUUAAGAGUAAAUAGACUUGUUAUAUGGAACAUGUGGAAGUGACAAGUUGUAUUUAAUGUGUUCCUUAAAAGCAAAACCAGCUUAUGGUGAAACGGGCAAUAUUAGGGAAACUAGCCUGACGGUGUGAAAGUAAUAUUUGGGAAAAUUGCCUGACGGUGUUUUUUUUUCCUUCUUUCUUUGAGAUACUGUAUGAGUACAAAUGUGCAAGAUUAUUUUAAACUGAAUAUUUUUGUAAACAAAAAAUGGUUAACCAAACAAUUGCAAAUUAAAGAUGUGUCUAAUUGAGACAUGAAAACGA
Alosa alosa (allis shad) is the source of this 7347-nucleotide messenger RNA. RefSeq names its product dedicator of cytokinesis 5 (gene dock5). Gene Ontology annotation, biological process: small GTPase-mediated signal transduction; cell migration. The record is from RefSeq and is a predicted model, not a curated record. Gene Ontology annotation, cellular component: plasma membrane; cytoplasm. Gene Ontology annotation, molecular function: guanyl-nucleotide exchange factor activity; small GTPase binding. NCBI's taxonomy places the organism in Eukaryota, Metazoa, Chordata, Actinopteri, Clupeiformes, Clupeidae.